This is a messenger RNA of Mycena indigotica, 1215 nucleotides long. RefSeq lists its product as uncharacterized. The transcript has 4 exons. NCBI's taxonomy places the organism in Eukaryota, Fungi, Basidiomycota, Agaricomycetes, Agaricales, Mycenaceae. The coding region runs from base 1 to 1215 and encodes 404 amino acids. The record is from RefSeq and is a predicted model, not a curated record.
AUGGACGAAAUACCCGACGAACUUGUCGAACUCAUCGCGCAUUCUUCCACGCCACACGAUACCGCCUGUCUGUGUCUUGCCAACAAGCGUCUCGCCACUAUCUGCCGCCGUUCCUUGUACCACACCAUCGAAAUCGACAUCUCAGACGCCGCGCGGACUGUUUCGCUCAUGACUACACUCGCUGAGGCGCCUCGAUGCGUAAGACUUGUGCGGCGACUCGACAUUACUAGUAUCAAAUCUGUGGAUCCAAAUGCGCUUGGAAAAAAUGACUCCUUUGGCACUGCAGAGACAUCGCCGAACUUGAAGGAGACAUUCAAGUUGCCAUUGUCAUGGUUGUUUCCUCCAUCAUGUUCCCUCGUCUCCGAUCUUGCACCAUUCCGUACUCCCCCGCAAUUCACUCUGCAAUUCCUCGAACGUCACCAGGCAACGCUCCAGGCGCUCGCCAUCUCCGACACUGUUGGAACACACAUUCUGCUUGCGUAUAACGCCGAAGAGAACUCGAAGAUACCACAGCUCACCUUCCCCUGUCUCACGCGCUUUGCUGGGCCAUCGGCACUAGCUGAAAACUGGCUACUGCAUUCGCCCAUCGAGCAUCUGGUGAUCCCCUGCUUCGCUGUGCCAGAUGGCAUGGUGAGAGAUGUUCUGCAUGUCAUCAACGCCGCCAACCUCACAUCAUGCGCCUUCUUCGUGGACGGGUGGGACGCGGCCAGUGCGCCAUUUGCCGCUCUUGCUGCCCAUGCGCCAGGCAUCAAUAUGCUCACUGUGUUUACCAAUGGAGAUGGUGGUGUGGAGGCGUACGAGGCCUUCCUGCUGUCGAUCGACCCCUUCCUUGCGCAACUGACCAGCUUGUCGACGCUGCAGCUGCCAAGCUCGGGCCGUCACGCUGUGGAGACGAACCAACUUGCGGACUCGGAGGGCACUACUUCAGAGAUCACGCAUCUCCGCCGCUGGGCAAAGUGCUGCCCGACUCUGAUCUACGUCAGGCUCAGUAAAUACUGGAGUUGGGCGGCACACAUGGGCACAUGGCUCAACCCGGACAAAAUUGAUGGGACGUGGCGGAUUGGUACGGACUCGGAGGUCGGCAAGCACAAGUCCAACUCGGAGUCUGACGACGAGAGAGAUGUUGCUGGUGACGCCACGUGGCACAAGCGCUUGCAAGAAGUAGAGGCAGUGAUGGGUCACACUUUAUCUCUCGUUUCAUGCACCCUUCUAUGA